AUGUCACGACUAAAGAUACCAAGUCAAUUGCUGCGAGGAGGACGCGGGUUCUCGGUGCUGAGCCGUCCAGCGGCCAACUACGCCGGCCACGUCCCUCUGACGCCGGUGGAGAGAUGCACCAUGGCCGUCGGCUCAGCCAUCGGCUCUCUCCUCAACCCACGCCGUCAUGAUUUGAUAGCAACACUAGGCGAAACAACGGCAACGCCGUACUUUAUCUACCGGCUACGAGACGCGAUGCUGUCGGACCCAACCGGCCGGCGCAUCCUUCGAGACCGACCACGCAUCACCUCGCAGACGCUGUCGCUCCCGUACCUACGCAGUCUGCCUCCCACGUCUCUGGGGGCGACGUUCGCCUCGUGGCUGGACCGCGAGGGGGUGAGUCCGGACACACGCAGCCGGGUGCGGUACAUCGACGACGAGGAGUGCGCGUACGUGAUGCAGCGGUACCGGGAGUGCCAUGACUUCUACCACGCGGUGACGGGGCUGCCUAUCGUGGUGGAGGGGGAGCUGGCGCUGAAGAUAUUCGAGUACAUGAACACGGGGCUGCCGAUGACGGGGCUGAGUGCUGCUGCUGUGGUGAGGUUGAAGGGGGCGGAGAGGCAGCGGUUCUGGGACGUGUAUCUCCCGUGGGCGGUGCGGAGCGGGGCGGGGAGCAAAGAGCUGAUAUGUGUCUACUGGGAGGAGCUGCUGGAGCGGGACGUGGGGGAGCUACGGGCUGAGCUGGGCAUCGAGGUGCCGCCUGACAUGAGGGAGAUGCGGCGGCGGCACCGGAAGCAGAAGCAACAGGAGAAGCAGGAGAAGUAG
Microsporum canis CBS 113480 is the source of this 804-nucleotide messenger RNA. Its product is annotated as ubiquinone biosynthesis protein COQ4. The coding region runs from base 1 to 804 and encodes 267 amino acids. The transcript has 2 exons. Lineage: Eukaryota; Fungi; Ascomycota; Eurotiomycetes; Onygenales; Arthrodermataceae. Gene Ontology annotation, biological process: ubiquinone biosynthetic process. Gene Ontology annotation, cellular component: mitochondrial inner membrane; mitochondrion. The record is from RefSeq and is a predicted model, not a curated record.